ACAGUCCAACAUGCGCGUUAUCGGCAUGGUUCAGAAGAUGGCUCUGGGGCUCCACAUUCUGCAUGCUGGAAGGGUUCCUGUGUCACUUUUUGGUGCUUACGUCCAUGUACAUUAUCUGUUAUAUAUCGUUCCAUCGGUACAUGGUCGUCUGCAGACCGGUUUGGGUGCCAAAGUGUUUAUACAGACGAGAUUAUGCUGUGUGUGCCGCAUGCUUCGCCUUGGGAUGUCUGUGGGCGUCAGUGCCUCUGUUUGGAUGGAGUCGGUAUCGACUUGAAAUAAAUGGCGUCAUGUGUGGUCCUGAAUGGAAUACAAAUAACCGGAGGAAUAUGACGUACAUCUACAUUGGAAUGGCAUUAGGUUUAGCUGUUCCCUUCGCAGUGAUGAUUUUUUCUUACUGCAACAUUAUCAUAAAGAUCGCAAAGGUCACCAGGAAAAUAUCGGGAGAUAAAAACAGUGCAAUUGCAAGAAACAAAAUUCAGAUGGAGAAGAGCAUCAUGCUGACAUGCAUCCUUAUUAUAAUGAGUUUUCUCACUUGCUGGACUCCGACUCUUGUGGUCUUCGUUAUCCACGGAAUGUCAACAGAAAAGAAGCUCCCAAAGGUUGUACUGGCACUGCCACCUAUCAUAGGCAAGAUGCAGAGUCUGCUGGAUCCUAUUGUCUACGUAUCGAGAAACAAACAAAUCAGAAUGGCCGCCUAUAAAUGGUGCUGCAAUAACGAAAUCAUCUUAAGUGAAGAAAAUGUUAUCAGAGCGUUAACAACGAUUUAA
This is a messenger RNA of Candidula unifasciata, 767 nucleotides long. Lineage: Eukaryota; Metazoa; Mollusca; Gastropoda; Stylommatophora; Geomitridae. The record is from the annotation of a GenBank genome assembly.